CUGCUAUUGAUAAGGAAAUGGCUCGGCAGCUAUCGCCUCGUAUCAGUACUGUGUGAUUAGAUUAGUAUGGAGGCUGUUACGUUACAUGCGAUACCUUGUAUGUAAAUUUAGUACCCAUUACUACGCUGAAUCAGGAAUGAUCUCAAGAAGAAAGUAACACAGAAUUAGGAUGACUUCUGAAGAGGACUUACAGCAUUGUAUUGAAACCACAGAUCUGAAAGCACAAGGUCCUGGAGUCCACAGUCACACAUCAAGACCUUAUGCUGGCCAGCCUGGUGAUCUCAUCAACCAUGAAGAUGGCCUCCACGGUGAUCUUCUCACUCACUCUCAAGUCCUCCCUUCAGGACUUCACUCAGUUACACCUAGGAAUAACCUGAAGGAACCUGAGACUUCAGUAGUUGAAACAUACUUACCCAGUUCUUCAUCUUUGGGCUUGAACAAAUACUCCAUGCUGCUGAAACUGUUAAAGACUAGAGAACAAAGGAGGGUAGGAGGUACAAAAAGUGCCCAGACUGUAAAUGAUGGAUGUAUAGAUGAUGGGUCUCAUGGCAGUAAACCGAGGGAAACCGAGAGAUGUGAGUUAUUUAAGCUAAGGCAAGAGAGCUUUAAUGCCACUGGAACCAAUUACAUCCCAGAUUGCACUAUAAGUCAUCAGUCCAAUGUUAAUGAAGUUGAGAAAUAUACGCUUUCAUCAGAAUUGGAGGACGAUUGGUCAAGUGAUGAGGAAGUGCAGUAUUUAGGUUCAUACAGUCAAGGUCCGAGGGAAUUCCACAAUAAAAUAAAUUUGAAUGAGGGCGAAGGUGACAGUGCCUGUAAAAAUUCCAGUGCUUUGACUUGUGUGAAACCAUGUAGAACAACUCGUCAGUCUGAUCCAUUUGGAAGAAUUCUAGAUAAGUUUGAUAUUUUCAUAUGUAGAAUAAAAGUUUCUCUCUAUGCCAAAACCAUAUCAGGAGACUUAGAGGAUGCUAGUGAAUCUCUGACAGACUUGGAGAAAUGUCUCCUAGAUAUUAAGUCUAGCUUAUCAUAUUCAGAAUUGAUUGAAAAACUCUCAUCUUUCACUAAGUGUAUUGAAGACAACAGUGGUCUUGCUUCAGUUUUUCUACUUAAUUUCACCCAGUACAUUAGCUCAGAACUUGCACUGGAAAAUAACUUGAGAGAAAUAAGUGGGUUUGUUGAGUGCCUGAGACCAUGCUUAGAGGCUGCUAUAAAGGGACAUAUCUCACAGGAUGUGAUCAGUGACAUCAAGAACCAAAAUCUCAUCCAAAAUUUGUUACUUAGUGUAGCUGCUUUAUUCAAGGAGGAGACAAAAUACAAGGAAAGUUCCAUAAGAACAAUCAUGGAAUAUGGCAAAGGUGCAAACCCAGCAAAAGCUCAAAUCAUUCGCAUGAGCACAGAAGACUCCAAAACUAUAUUCCAGGAAACAUUUGCAGACGUGGGCCCACACUUGGAUCUCUACACUAUCUACUUUUGGUAUAUCAUCAAUGUCUGUAAGAUGGAAGUCAAGGAUGGGAAGCAGUCAUCCAUGAUAUCCAUGACCAAGGCUCUUGAGGCAUCGGGAAAGUUCAUAAAUACCCUUCCAACGUGUGAGCUCAAGUCCAGAAAGUCCGAACUUCUUUCAAUAAAUGAAAAGCAAAAUGUUCAUCAGCCAGGUGAGUGUAAAGUCAUCCAGGCAAGUGACACAAGUGCCUUUGCUGCCCUGUCCCCUCCCACCUCCACCUGUUCCCCCGUCCCUGCCUCCUCCCCCACCACUACUCCCACCCCAGCCAGUGAGCUCCGCUACCAGUGGGUGGACUUCCGGCUAGGACAACUGUACGAGAAUGGAGUAGCUUUCCUGGCAAAUAUGGAAAACUGGCUGGAAAAGCUGCUAGAAAUCUCAAGGCUUGUGCAGAACCUUGAAGUAAAGAAACAUGUGCGGUUCUCUCCUUCUCUUGGUGCUACUUUUGCUCUGUUUUUACAGGAAGGAAUUAGAACCCUCACUGGCAAAGCAAACGUAGCCUACAUUCGUGUGCGCGUGGUGCGAGUUGUAGGUCCUGUUGUGUGUGUUUAUGGCAUAGACACUGGCACCACGCAUACCUGUCACUCCGUAGACCUCAUUCUUUUGCCAUCGACGGUCCUUAGUCACCCCCCUGCUGGACGCCUCGCCUUCUUGCCUGUUGCACCAACACCAGAGGUUUCUUCCCUUACACAUACUCUGGCCCUCCUUCUCGCUCUCGUUCAGCACUCGGACUUGUCAUUGGAUUUGCAAGGGGUAGACAUCAGGCCAGUAGGAAAGUGGCUGUAUUGUGAUGACUUGGUGCCUUUAACUGUGCAACUUUUGCAAGCAGUUGCAGAUGUCACUCAGAAUGCAGACCGGUUGUGCAACAUAUGUUCAUUGCUAACAGAUUACUUGGAACGGACAGUUUACAGAAAAAGCAGUCCUGAAUUUCCCAUUGAUGAGAGCUUGCCAAAGAUUCUGAUUUCGGUUAUGCAGAAAUCCCCCAAAGCGCGAUUCACAGCUGCGAAGAAUGGAGCUUUCAUGCCAUUAUACGAGAUUGGUAUGCAGACAGGAAGUAAGAGUGCGUGGGAAGCUCUGAAGGUGUUGCUCGGAGGGAAGGAGAGUCUGGGGCGGUGGAGUCAGCUUUCGCAGAAGGUGUCAAAGCUCCAUACCUUUAGCAAGCCUAACAGCCUGAAGGCAGCAUCCAUAGCAGACAAGGAGCAGCAUGAUCAAUCAGACCCUUCUAUGAAGGUCAUGCGUGUGGCAAACCUGGCUAGUGACCGCACAUGGGACCUGGAAAUCAGGUCCAGCAUCAAGUCACGGCAGCUUGUGGCAUACAAAGAACUCAAGAAAGGUUGGCACUGGGAUGGCCAGGAAGUUUUGACGGCUGACGUUGGGGAGCUCUGCAGUGGCCAUGUAUUAAAUGUGACCAAUGACGAAACUCAUCACAUUAUCCUGGAUAAGAGUGUUCCAAACAUUCGUAUGAACACUGUAUUACAGAUAAUUCUGGGCAUGCUGAACACCGGGCUGGGAGGUAAAAUUUACAUUGGCUUGAACAGCAAAGGGAUUGUGUCUGGAGCCAAAAUGACCAGAGAGCAACGUGAUUGUUUUAUGCUGGGUUUUUCAAAAUUAGUCACCUCAGAGAUCUUCCCAAUGCUCCUGCCAUGUAAUUCACUCAUUCAGUUCAUCCCUGUGGUUCGGCCUGGAAGUACUCUUAAUGUUCUUCCAUCACUUUCGUCGUCCCUUCAUACAACUUUACCCUCUGAUGCGUCUGUGAUCAUCAUGACUGUAAAACCCCAGCCCAAUACAAUUUAUAGGUGUCGUGAUGAUCCUGAAGCUUUGCUGUUGCGGGAAGGAGGUGUCAACACAUUUGUACGUGGUCAAAAAACUGCUCAGAUGAUCAAUGCCUCUGCAAUGUGGACGAAGGAGCUGCAAGAAGAAGUUGUAAAGGAAAAACAGUUGUUGCUGAAUACAAUAUUAUCAAAAGAUACAUGAUUGAUAAUGUAAGAGAGAGAAAGAGUGAGUGAGUGAGUGAGUGUGUGUUUGUGUGUGUGUGUGUGUGUGUGUGUGUGUGUGUGUGUGUGUGUGUGUGUGUGUGUGUGUGUGUGUGUGUGUGUGUGUGUGUGUGUGUGUGUGUGUGUGUGUGUGUGAGUGUGUGUGAGAGAGUGAGAGAGUGAGAGAGUGAGAGAGUGUGUGUGUGUGUGUGUGUGUGUGUGUGUGUGUGUGUGUGUGUGUGUGUGUGUGUGUGUGUGUGUGUGUGUGUGUGUGUGUGUGUGUGUGUGUGUGUGUGUGUGUGUGUGUGUGUGUGCGCGUACAUGUGAAUGUGCAUGUGUCUGUAUUUGCAUGCGUAUGUGCAUACAUGCAUGUGCCCCAUGCGUGUAUGUGUCUGCAUGUGUGUGUUUUAUAUAUUGAUGUGCACACACAGGUAGAGAGAGAAUGAAUUGGAUACGUAAACACAUUUGAUAAAACCAGUACUAAUACGAUAUUAGUAAUUUUACAGAACUUGUUGUAUUUUACACCUGUGGUUCAUAUAUGUGUGCAGUUUGUAUAGGCAGCUAUGCAUAAGCUUGUAUGUUUGUGAAUAAAUUGCUAAGAAUAA
This is a messenger RNA of Penaeus indicus, 4073 nucleotides long. RefSeq lists its product as uncharacterized. The record is from RefSeq and is a predicted model, not a curated record. The transcript has 12 exons. The coding region runs from base 170 to 3469 and encodes 1099 amino acids. NCBI's taxonomy places the organism in Eukaryota, Metazoa, Arthropoda, Malacostraca, Decapoda, Penaeidae.